Molecule: messenger RNA, 333 nt
Organism: Acaulospora morrowiae
Lineage: Eukaryota; Fungi; Glomeromycota; Glomeromycetes; Diversisporales; Acaulosporaceae
Source: the annotation of a GenBank genome assembly
AAAGCAGGAUUCGUACGUGGGAUCAGAAGUAUGGGUAGUGCCGCGUUGAACAUUUGUUGCGUAGCACAAGGUUUAAUUGAUUUGUAUUACGAAGUUGGAUGUUGGGAAUGGGAUGUGACCGCAGCACUGGUGAUUUUAAAUGAGGCGGGGGGCUACAUGACAAGUAGUCAGGGUCCUGAUGAGGGUCCAGUAGAUCUUUUUGGACGAAAAUAUUUAGCAAUACGUAGUGGAUCUCCUUGCGAUGGAGACGAGAGUGCCAGGCAAAGUCAGUUGCGUCUCGUUAGAGAGAUGUGGGGUGUUAUUGAAGAGAUUGAUUGUCCAAGAUCAAAAUAG